AAAUCCCGCCGGUUUAAGACGAAGCGAGAGGGGACGGACUACGGCAACCGUCCCAUCAAACUGGCGGGGAAAGUCAUCAUCCAGGAGAUCUCCUGUCUGCUGCCCGUCCACAAGGCUCUGGGGGAGAUCUACAUACUGAACGUGAACGACAUCCAGGAAACAUGCAAGAAGAACGCAGCAGCGGCGCUCACAGUCGGACGCAGAGAUGUGGCGAAGGUGUGGGCCCUGGCGUCUGCAGCGACCGAUCAGGACCUGAGUCCAGACUCAGACCCGGACACAGAGACCCCCUGGGCCAGACACCCGUUUGGACGGCAACUGCUGGAGACUCUUCUGGAUCACUACAGUCAGAUGAGCGACGUGCAGACUCUGGCCAUGUUGUGCAGCGUGUUCAGAGCUCAGCCUCCUGCAGACUGUUACUCUCUGUACGGACAGCAGGCGUCACGCUCCUCCAUCUUCCCCCCGCACCACUCGCGAUACCCCAGUUACACGUCCAGCUCCGUCACCUCGGGCUCGUGCUCCAGCACCUCGGACUCCAUCACCACGACCACCUGGAACGCAGGUAGAGAUUCUGAGCACGCCAACCCCUGGGGUGAACCCUCCCCUGAUGACUAUCGCUAUGGUAACCAGGGUUACACAGACCCACGGGAACGAGAGCGAGAGCAGCACGACAUGAACAAGAGACUGCUGGACCCCGCCAACACGCUGCAGUUUGACGACUUCAAGAAGUGUUACGGAGAAAUCUUGUACCGCUGGGGUCUGAGGGAGAAAAGGGCCGACGUGCUGAAGUUCGCCUCCUGCCCUCCUGAACCCCACAAAGGCAUCGAGUUCGGCGUGUACUGCUGUCACUGCCGCACUCAGGCUCGUGGGACGCAGUGUGCCGUCUGUAAGCGUCUGACCUUCCAGUGCGCCAUCUGCCACGUGGCCGUCCGCGGCUCCUCCAACUUCUGCCUCAGCUGUGGUCACGGCGGACACACCAGCCACAUGAUGGACUGGUUCCGCCGGCAGGACGAGUGUCCGGCCGGCUGCGGCUGCCACUGUCUGCUGCAGAGCGUCUUCUGAUGAUCCAACACAGACGCUCUUCUAAAAGACGGCGAUGAGCACGUCUUCUGUCCGACACAACCUGCUGCUCGGACUGAUGGACAUUCACGGUCCCCAGAGGACAAACCCUGCGGACCUUUCCUCAGGACAAACUUUCCACAUGGACACUAGAAAUACCAAAACCUGAUGGAUAGAUGGUCGUGAGGUUCAUGCUCCCAGGAGGACCUUUAAGUCUAUAAAAAUGACGAUCACAUUUAA
Molecule: messenger RNA, 1296 nt
Organism: Micropterus dolomieu (smallmouth bass)
Lineage: Eukaryota; Metazoa; Chordata; Actinopteri; Centrarchiformes; Centrarchidae
Product: GATOR complex protein WDR59-like
Exons: 8
Source: RefSeq, a predicted model, not a curated record